Monoraphidium neglectum is the source of this 229-nucleotide messenger RNA. RefSeq lists its product as hypothetical. NCBI's taxonomy places the organism in Eukaryota, Viridiplantae, Chlorophyta, Chlorophyceae, Sphaeropleales, Selenastraceae. The transcript has a single exon. The record is from RefSeq and is a predicted model, not a curated record. The annotation marks the transcript as partial.
AUGGCAACCGGUGUCAAGCAGGCGAUCGCGAGAGUCGAGCAGGAGGUCACACAAGUCCGGGAGGAGAUUGCCGGACUCAAGGCUGGACUGAAGGUGGAAGAGGACUGUAAAGAGCGUAAGCUCAUGCAGCAGCAGCAGCUGGCAGCACUGCAACAGCAGCUGGGAGGACUGCACCAGCAGCUGGGAGGACUGCAGCAGCAGCUGGCAGGACUGCAGCAGCAGCAGCCAG